CACAUAUCUGUGUGUAAAAGUGUAUAUAUAAGGAGAGAACGAGCAAAUGCAUUGGCUGUACAUGUAAUUGAUGAUGGCUUGCUAUAUAGACGAAGAAGAAGUGUGGAAAUGUCCAAAACACCCCUCUAAGCGGCGGCGUAAUGGAAUUUGCCCUACCUGCCUCCGCGACCGCCUUGUUAACCUCUGCCCCGACUGCGCUAAAGUGCGCCCCUGUGCGUGCGUUUCGACGACUUCCUCUUCUUCAUCUUCUUCGUCUUCGUCUUUUUCCUUCCUCAACGGCCGUGGUGGCGGCGGCGGCGGCGGCGGCGGCUCCGUCGGUGGCCGGGUCUCCAACCUCAUCGACGGCGAACCAUCUUUACGCCGGUCGAGAUCCCUCGCAGUCCCCUUCCUCCGAUCGAAGAACUCGCCGGGCAGUGAUAGUAUAAAGACGCCGUCGUUUUGGUCCGUCUUGAAGAGAAGUAAGACCAAGAGAAGUGAGCCCACAAAAGAGAAUGAAGCAGUUAACCACAAUAAUCACAAUGAUGAGAACAUGGAAAGUAACAAUAAAAUUGAUGAUUUUGCAAGGAUGAUGAUGAGAUCGAGGUCGGUUAGCGCCGGUACGAAGAUGACUUCAGCUUUUGGUCGUGAUGACGUCAGGUCGGCGGCAUCGGUGAAGAGAAAAUCAUGGUACUUUCCGAGUCCGAUGCAGGUUUUCCGGAGUAUUAAAACUCCCAAAGUUAUCAAUAAUGCUCGUUCACCCUUGCCCAGAGGUUGAUUUUUAUUUUUCUUUUUAUUUUUUUCCCCUAAAUCUACAGUAAAUUGGUAUGGACUAAUGUUUUGACUUUCAUCGAAUAUAACGUUAAGCAAAAUUUUAAUAUGUACUGAAGUAGAAGACUACAAAUCGAGCAUCCAUUUGAUAGGUAAGAGAUAAUGUGUAGGUUUUGAGAUUCACUUUUAUUUACUAAUUAAUUAAAUAAAAUUUAGUUCGUUUCUCAUAUU
Messenger RNA from Olea europaea var. sylvestris, 978 nucleotides. RefSeq lists its product as uncharacterized. Lineage: Eukaryota; Viridiplantae; Streptophyta; Magnoliopsida; Lamiales; Oleaceae. The record is from RefSeq and is a predicted model, not a curated record. The transcript has a single exon. Bases 71 to 754 code for a protein of 227 amino acids.